GCAGUGGUUCCCAUUGACAAUGGCUAACUGACCGUUUCUGGGUGGGAGCAUCCGAAGCCAAUGAUGGUCACCCAAUGCAGCUGGAUUGUGCAAACACCAUGUUGUGUCACUGAGUACCGUACUGUGGAACGCUGGACAUGAAACUGAAGCUAUGUAAAUCCUGAAUGAUGGAGUGUUCAUGGAAAGUCCUUGUGCUGCUAGUUUUUACAUCGCUGGGCAUUCAAUACACAGCCAUCAAGUCUCUCAGGACAACCAUGAUGUCAUCGUGUGCCAACACGAUGGCUGAAAACCGAUGUGGGCACCUAAAAGAUAACAUUACAAGAGCAUUGUGUGAAGAUGUCAACACCCAACAAAGCAGAAAACAUAUACUGAUAUUUGCCACUGCCAGAAGUGGGUCAUCUUUUCUUGGCCAGCUGUUUAACCAAAAUCCUGAUGUCUUUUACUUGUUUGAGCCCCUUUACCUUGUUCAAUAUAAACUUGCAAACAGGUACCCUGCCAUAGACAGGCGAUCACUUCUUGGGGCCUAUAGGGACUUGCUUCAGAAUCUGUAUGACUGUGACUUUUACCUCCUUGAGAACUAUAUCAAACCAACACCCAAGGAUCACGUGGCAUUGUCAUUUUUCAGACAUGGAGCAAGUAACGCUUUGUGUUCACCACCUGUGUGUGAACAGCUAGAAAGACUUGAGGAAAACAUAUGCUCAAAGAAGUGCCAAAGGGUAAACUUAACUUUGGCUUCCACUGCUUGCCGGUCGUAUAGAUAUAUGGCCAUUAAGACAAUAAGGAUUCCAGAGAUUGACCAUCUGAGGACACUUGCAGAGGACCCUCGACUAAAUCUUAAAAUUAUUCACCUGGUCAGAGACCCCAGAGCUGUUCUAGCCUCAAGGAUUAGUACUUUUGUAGAUCAAUAUAGGCUUUACCAAAUUUGGAACUCCUCUGGCAAAAUGCCACAUAACUUAGACCUGAACCCCAUCAAAAACAUGUGCAUUGAUUACAGUAAGUCAGUAGAGACGGCCUUCGGUAGACCUUCUUGGUUAAAAGGGAGAUACAUGCUUAUCCGAUAUGAAGACCUUGCCAGAGAUCCAGUCAAGAAAGCCAAUGAGAUUUACAACUUUAUAGGCUUAGAAUGGAAAGACAACCUAACUGCAUGGAUUGAGGAGAACACCAAUGCUUCUGUCCCCUCUAACGUGAGCAAAUUUACAACAAACAGAAACUCAUCAGAGACUGCUGAAAAUUGGAGGCUCCAUUUGCAUUUUAACAUUGUCCAAGCCGUUCAGGAAUUAUGCAAUAAAACUUUAUUCCAGUUUGGUUAUCAAUCAGUAGACUCCAUACAUCAACUGAAAAACCUCUCACAAACCCUGAUUGAACCGAGGGUAUUUUUACCAUUUAUUUAAAAAAGUGGAGAGAGGGCCAAAAAAUCUGCCAAAAGCCUUAAAACCAACUAAAGGCUACAGUGAAAAUAUAGAAGAAUUUGCAAAUUCACAAGACAUAAAGAGAGCACGCUAAGGCAGCUAGAGAAAAUUAAUUCUCAACUGACAAAUUGUGCAUAGAACAGCGCCUUUCAAGUGAAAAAAAUGUUUCAAUCACUUUAAUAUAAAUAAGAGAUGACUUCCUUUUUAAAUUAAAUUAUAUUUGCUA
Molecule: messenger RNA, 1635 nt
Organism: Rana temporaria (common frog)
Lineage: Eukaryota; Metazoa; Chordata; Amphibia; Anura; Ranidae
Product: carbohydrate sulfotransferase 1-like
Exons: 3
Coding region: 165-1391 (408 amino acids)
Biological process (GO): carbohydrate metabolic process; N-acetylglucosamine metabolic process; keratan sulfate proteoglycan metabolic process
Cellular component (GO): Golgi membrane
Molecular function (GO): keratan sulfotransferase activity; N-acetylglucosamine 6-O-sulfotransferase activity
Source: RefSeq, a predicted model, not a curated record